Ipomoea triloba (trilobed morning glory) is the source of this 1419-nucleotide messenger RNA. RefSeq names its product transcription factor MYB64-like. Gene Ontology annotation, cellular component: nucleus. Gene Ontology annotation, molecular function: DNA-binding transcription factor activity, RNA polymerase II-specific; RNA polymerase II cis-regulatory region sequence-specific DNA binding. Gene Ontology annotation, biological process: regulation of DNA-templated transcription. The coding region runs from base 1 to 1419 and encodes 472 amino acids. The record is from RefSeq and is a predicted model, not a curated record. The transcript has 3 exons. NCBI's taxonomy places the organism in Eukaryota, Viridiplantae, Streptophyta, Magnoliopsida, Solanales, Convolvulaceae.
AUGAACGACGGUGGUGGUGGCGGUGGUAGUGGUGGUUACCGGCCGUUUGCCGUGAACUUCCAAAACCCUAUCCUCCCACCUUUCCCACCGGUGAUUGUUCCCCAAAGAAACGAUCAUCAAGAGAUUUCCCCCUUCCCGAAGAGCUUUGGUUCUUCUUCAUCGUCGUUUCACGGCGGCGCAAGCAGUUCUAACGGCCUGCUGCCGCCCGAUGCCGCGGCGGCGUCUUGGCUGAGUCAUCUCCCGAACUUAAACAACUUCGGGAGCCGUGGCGGCUUUCCCCACGGACUGGUGCCGGCGCCGGCGCCGGCGAGCUGGGUCCACCAUAACCCGGAAAAUGCAUAUCCUCAAGAAACAAGAAGAGAGAAAGAACAUGAACGCCGCCCCUCUAAUGGAGUCGUCUUCAUCAAGGGCCAGUGGACUGAAGAAGAGGAUGGGCUUCUGAUUAGGUUGGUGAACCAGUACGGAGAUAGGCGAUGGAGUGUGAUCGCCACCAAGAUUGUCGGCCGUGCCGGAAAACAGUGCAGAGAAAGGUGGCACAACCACCUUCGCCCUGAUAUUAAGAAGGAAUCGUGGAGUGAGGAAGAAGAGAGGCUGUUGGUGGAAGUGCAUGAGCAACUGGGAAACCGGUGGUCGGAGAUCGCGAAACAGAUUCCCGGCCGGUCGGAAAACUCGAUCAAGAACCACUGGAACGCCACCAAGAGACGCCAGUUCUCCAAGCGGAGACUGAAGUCGUCGUUGCAGGACGCCGGGAGCAGCUCCGGCGCCGGCGGGAGGAGAAAAUCGGUGGUUCUUCAGAACUAUAUAAAGUAUAAGUACUUCAGUGGCCUCACCCUCGGCCCGCCCGGAACGCUCGUUGCAGAGCACCCUUCAAUCCAACAGCAGGUUAACAAUGGCGGUUCUCCGGCGCCGGCGGAGGAGCAAGAUAACCGCGAUUCGCCGUCGAUUUUGACGGAGACGUACGACGAGGAGAUGAACUUCAUGCAGAAACUGUUCGGCAACUCCUCGUCGUCGUCGUCGACGGCGGCGAACAAUGGGUCCCGGAGCAAUAAAAGCAGCGCGGAAUUCGCGGCGGUUGAGCGGAGGACUAAUGAAGACAGCGUGGCGACGGAGGAGGACAGCUGGAGCACCUAUCUAGCGUCCGAUCCUAACUUGUACGAAAUGGGCGGUGCUGAUCAAAUCAUCAACUCAACUCCACUAGCCCCCGCCGCCGCUAACAACACAAACUCCGGCGCCGCCGGUUCUCACCGUGGAGCCCCACCCGCCGGGACGAUGAACCGCUGGUGUUCCUCCGCCGCCACCGCCGCCGCAAUGGAUAUGGAUUUUAUGGACUUUGUGUCUGCUUCUUCUUCUUCUCAGUACUGCUCAUGCCCCCAUGGCUAUGGAAGCUUCUGCACCAAAACCCCGCGCCAAAUGUUCUAA